AUGACAGACCAAAAGCUCGUCUCCGUCCAGCAAGUCUCGAACCACAAAACCCCAGACGAUUGCUGGGUAGUGGUAGACAAUCAAGUAUGGGAUGUAACCGACUUCCUAGAAGAGCACCCAGGCGGAUCAACAGUAAUCCUAAAAUACGCCGGCGGCGACGCAACAAAAGCCUACUCAGAAGUCCACGCCCCAAGCAUAAUGAAAAACAAUCUGGACCCCCGAAAGUUCAAAGGCAUUCUCGACCAAUCUACAAUCGACGCCGAAUGGACCAAACCAGCACCAGAGGAGAAUCCCGCGGUCAUGCUCGAGCACGAGAAACCUCCCCUGCACACUUUGAUCAACUCGCAUGAUUUUGAACUCGUGGCGUCGAAAACAGCCAGCAGGAAGACGUGGGCAUUCUACUCUAGCGCCGCAACGGACCUCAUCACACGCGACGCAAAUAAGUUGUGCUUUGACCGGACCUGGUUCCGGCCUCGCGUGCUACGAAACGUCCGGGAUGUGGAUACUACAACGAAUAUCCUGGGUGGGAGCUAUAAGCUCCCACUCUUUGUGAGCCCGGCUGCAAUGGCGAAACUUAUUCAUCCGGAUGGGGAGUGUGCUAUUGCGCGAGCUUGUGAGAGGAAGGGUAUCAUGCAAGGCAUAUCCAACAACUCCUCCUACACCAUGGACGAACUACGCACAACAGCACCAACCACUUCCUUCUUCUUUCAGCUCUACGUAAACAGAGACCGAGCCAAGUCCGCAGCCCUCCUACGCCAAUGCAACCAAAACCCAAAUAUAAAAGCAAUCUUCGUAACCGUCGACGCCGCCUGGCCAGGCAAACGUGAAGCCGACGAACGCGUCAAAGCAGACGAGACCCUCUCGGUCCCCAUGGCCCCUUCAAAAGCCCAAAACGACAAAAAGGGCGGCGGGCUAGGCCGCGUCAUGGCCGGGUUCAUCGAUCCGGGAUUAACAUGGAAGGAUUUGAAAUGGGUGAAACAGCACACGCACAAGCCGGUUUGUUUGAAAGGAGUCAUGUGCGCUGAUGAUGCGUUGCUUGCCGUUAGAGCUGGUCUGGAUGGGAUCCUCCUUAGCAAUCAUGGAGGCAGGAAUCUGGACACUAGUCCGCCGUCUAUUGUUACCCUGUUAGAGAUUCAACGGCGGUGUCCAGAGGUUUUUGAGUCUUUGGAGGUUUAUGUUGACAGUGGGAUUCGGAGGGGGACGGAUGUUCUUAAGGCCGUUUGUUUGGGGGCUACUGCUGUGGGAAUGGGGAGGAGUGUGCUUUUUGCUACCAAUUAUGGUCAGGAGGGGGUUGAGCAUCUGGUUGAUAUCAUCCAAGACGAACUCGAAACAGCCAUGCGCAACGUCGGAAUUACAUCCCUGGCGGAAGCUUCCCCGGAUCUCGUGCACACUGGUGACAUCGACCACCUCGUUCCGGCGUCCCGCUCACACCCAUACGCUCGGGCCAUAGCUAAAGGCCGGCGACCGGGGUCGAAGCUUUAG
Penicillium canescens is the source of this 1482-nucleotide messenger RNA. Its product is annotated as FMN-dependent alpha-hydroxy acid dehydrogenase. NCBI's taxonomy places the organism in Eukaryota, Fungi, Ascomycota, Eurotiomycetes, Eurotiales, Aspergillaceae. Gene Ontology annotation, molecular function: oxidoreductase activity; heme binding. The record is from RefSeq and is a predicted model, not a curated record. Bases 1 to 1482 code for a protein of 493 amino acids. The transcript has 4 exons.